UUCAGUGGAGACGUCGUUCCAAAGAGGAAGUACGUACCGCGCAUGCGCGAUACACCAGCUUCUGAACGCCGCAGUGUGGGAAUGGUUGUGUUUUUAAACACCAACACAGCGCAGGUUUCAAGAAAUACAAUUGAUGACGCUUUUACAUAUUUGCAUUCAAUUUGAAAUGCCAUAUACAAUAUUAUAUAUAUAUAUAUUUAAAUAUUUUUUCAUUCCGUAACGAAGGACGCUGAAGUCGACGUGCGCGUGCGCAUUCGUGCGUAAAGGACGUUAGCGUCCAUUGCGCUGCCUUGAAAUGUUUGUCCGUUUCUUGUUAACAAACUAUUCGCGUUAAUGGGACGCGUUGUUCAACUACAUACGCGGGUGAGUCUGUCUGCGAUGAGGCUAACACGUAAACGGGUUCUUACCGAGGCCAAGGCCUCCCACUUGGAAAACGUAAGGAAACUGAACUGCUGGGGGUGUCAACUCACUGAUGUUUCCAUUUUAUCCCAGAUGCCAAACAUCGAAGUGCUGACACUAAGUGUCAACAGCAUCUCAUCUCUCUCUCCUCUGGCUGGAUGCUUGUCUCUGUGUGAGCUCUACUUGAGAAGGAACAUGAUCGCCUCACUCUCAGAACUCUGUUAUUUGCGUCCGAUGGCACGUCUCCGAAUAUUGUGGUUGGCUGACAACCCUUGUUGUGGAGAUGACUGCGGUCGGUAUCGCCUGACAGUCCUGCGUUGCCUACCGCGGCUGCAGAAGCUGGACAACCGAGUGACCGAGGACGAGAUCACGUUAGCCCACUUGGAGGGCGAGGAGAUGGGCACACCACCAAACGCAGGCCGUCACCAGCUUUCCACCAAUGGACUUACCGAUGCAGAGAAAGAGAAUAACUCUCUCGGCCACAAGACGGAGGACACCAAUAAUAUCAGUGAGGAGUUGCGGAGCAAGCCCAUGUCAAGAGACAAGUUCCCAUCUCUUCAUUCUCAGUCAACCGGAUCAUCUAUGAAAAAGACCCACACUCUUGAUGCAGUGCUGCUGCUUCUGAGGGACUUGGAUCACGAGGAGCUCCGCGUUGUGCACACGGAGACGCAGAACCGACUCAGGACUUGCACAGCGGACUCAUUAGAAAUGCUGCGAGAGUCACAACCGUCGAAAUCUGCUGACAUCCAACACUGAAAUAAUUCGAGCACGUAUUGACUAUAUAUUGACUACUUGCAAUUAACUGUUUUCUGACUCGAUGGUCAUUAAUACGCAAACCCUUUCUCCGUUUUGCACUAUUGCACGCGUUUACACAUUUCAAAUAUCCUCACUCAGCGGUCUACUAACCAAAUGAUGGCUUUCGUUUGUCAUAUCACGAAUGCUUGCCUUACAAGAACAACAUGUAUAACAUUAAAGGUCAAUCUAUUUCUGGAAUUAAAGUCAUUAAUUGCAAUGCAUUCACAUUGUUGAUUUUAUUAAUGCUGCUCUUAGCACACCAUGCAUACUUUCUGUGAAUAACAAGGGAAGAAUGGGGCAAACAGUCAAUCAUUUUGACCAGCAAUAAGUCAUUUGACUGUAUUAAAUUGCUAUGGACUGAGGGGUAUGUAACUGAUAUUUGACACGCCGUUUUUUUUUGUGAGCUGAAAGAAUUCAAUUUAGUGAUCUUUUCAGUCACCCUCCUCAUUCUCCAAGUAGUCCAAUAGUGUGUUUGCAUUCACGGCGACCGUCAGGUACUCCACGCCAUCUGCACCCUGGACAAUCAAAUAAAUAGCUGUUAACAUGACUUGCUUGCCUCUUCAAUGAAAAUAGAAAAAUAGUGGGCAAAUACAGUGGAAGCUCUAAAUUUGAAUACUAAAAUUAUUUUUUUUAAGAAUCAUCAUUUGGAAUUUGAUCCCAAUUUUCUUUGAAAGUACAAGGGGAAAAAAAUACUAAAGUCACAAAACGGAAUUCAAACUGACACCACAAUGCGCAAUUUUCGCUCAGUGAGCAUCUAAAGGAGUAAGUGCACAACUUAUUGGCCUUUUUGUGUUGCGAUACCUUGUAUUGAUGCCAUCACAGAAUGAUACCAGUGACGGCAAAGAGGAAAAGUGUGAUGACAAACAACUAGAAAUGGAACUUAAUUACAGAAUAGUAGCGUAGCAACGACAGUGUGACUAUUACCUGGCUGCUCAGUCCAACAUGGCAAAAGCGACUAAGUUGUCAUUAAUGAAAGAAGCGUACGAGGCGGCUUUAUUUCUGUAGAUGGCGCAAAAACUGCUGUCUCUUGAUACACUU
Molecule: messenger RNA, 2232 nt
Organism: Phycodurus eques (leafy seadragon)
Lineage: Eukaryota; Metazoa; Chordata; Actinopteri; Syngnathiformes; Syngnathidae
Gene: cfap410
Product: cilia and flagella associated protein 410
Exons: 7
Coding region: 334-1155 (273 amino acids)
Biological process (GO): cytoskeleton organization
Molecular function (GO): protein binding
Source: RefSeq, a predicted model, not a curated record